Molecule: messenger RNA, 886 nt
Organism: Prunus avium (sweet cherry)
Lineage: Eukaryota; Viridiplantae; Streptophyta; Magnoliopsida; Rosales; Rosaceae
Source: RefSeq, a predicted model, not a curated record
AUGCGAUUAAAAAUAGGUCAGGGGCAAAAUGCUUCCUCGCGCGUCAACCCCCCCCCCCCCCCCCGGGUCUGGUUUUCCCGACUGCCACCAAACCUCCACAGCCACCGCCACACCGCAACCCAGCCCACCGGACCGGACCGGAUCGCACCGCCGCUCCUCCCUUUUCCCUUCCCGACCAUCCCCCGCCGUUUGAACCGCUGGCUUUCGCCCGAAACAGCUCGGAUUUGGCCGGUUUUGCUCCGAAUUUCAAACCUCUCGAUCUCUCUCCUCCGGCCACCAAAUCAGUCGAGUAAGGCCUGUUUUGCUUUCACUUCAUUUGUGUUUGGAGACUCUUUGGUUGAUGCAGGAAACAACGACUACAUGUUCACUCUCUCAAAGGCAGACUCUCCUCCUUAUGGCAUUGAUUUUAACCCUUCCGGUCUACACCCCACCGGUCGAUUCACAAAUGGUCGAACCAUUUCAGACAUUGUAGCAAGUGUUGUCUCUUUUCGGAUGAGUUCAAUAGGAUUUGAGAAUGCAAAUGAGCCAUGUUGUGGUGGGUACUUUCCACCAUUUAUUUGUUUCAAGAGCAGUGGUACAAACAGAAGCUCUGCGUUGUGUGCCGAUCGAUUGAAGUAUGUGUUCUGGGAUGCAUAUCAUCCUACAGAAGCUGCAAAUAUGAUCAUAGCCAAGGGGUUACUUGAUGGGGAUGAAAGUGUUUGCUAUCCCAUUAACAUCCGUGAGCUUUACAACUAUAACUCCUAGUGUGACAUAUAUUUAUAGCCUACUUCAAAUUGUUGAACCAAAAUUGUAAUGUAGGCAGGGAAUGAAUUGAACUAAAAUGUUUAUGUUUGAUCAUAAUGUUAAGUCAUUGAAUGAAUAUCAAGAAGGGAAAUUGAUGGAAUAA